Molecule: messenger RNA, 1248 nt
Organism: Lactuca virosa
Lineage: Eukaryota; Viridiplantae; Streptophyta; Magnoliopsida; Asterales; Asteraceae
Source: the annotation of a GenBank genome assembly
AUGGCCAUGGCAACUCUAGUUUGGUACUGGAUUGGCCUACAAGGCAAAACAUUUGUGUGGGGGUUGCCAGAGGCUUGGCAUUCCUACAUGAGGAAUCCAUCCUCAGAAUGGUUCAUAGAGACAUCAAGGCUGCAAAUGUACUCCUUGAUAGACAACUUACUCCAAAGAUCGCUGAUUUUGGCUAAGCCAGGCUAUUUUUUGAAAACCGCACCCAAGCGCGCACUGCUCCCUCUGGAAAGCUUUGGGGUUCUUGCAAUGGAAAUUGUAGCUGGCACGCGCAACGUAUAUCCUCCAACAGAUGAUCUAGAGUAUUUAACUAUUGUUGAAAAGGCUACUGCUUUGCGACAACAAGAUGAGAGUUUGAUAGACUUGAUCGAUCCAAGAUUGGGAUCACAUUUUGAUGCUGAAGAGGCACUGAGAAUGAUCAGAAUCGCUCUGUUAUGCACUAAUAAUAACCCGAAUGAAAGACCUUUGAUGUCAGAGUUAGUGAACUUGCUUCAAGGAAAUAUAAAUCUACAAGAUAAUAGAGUCAGAUCUCCAGUCAGAUCUCCAGAGACUUGCCAUGGUGAGUUCUCGAAUCUCGUGCUCUCUCCAAAGACUUACCAUGGUGAGUUCUGGAAUCUCGUGCUCUCCCCAGAGACAUACCAUGGUGAGUUCUCUAAUCUCGUGCUCUCUCCAGAGACUUACCAUGGUGAGUUCUGGAAUCUCGUGCUUUCUCCUGAGACUGGCCAUGGUGAGUUCUCUAAUCUCGGCUCUAUCCAGAGACUUACCAUGGUGAGUUCUGGAAUCUCGUGCUCUCUCCAGAGACUUACCAUGAGACUUACCAUGGUGAGUUCCUCUAAUCUCGUGCUCUCUCCUGAGAGUGGCCAUGGUGAGUUCUCUAAUCUCGUGCUCUCUCCAGAGACUUACCAUGGUGAGUUCUCUAAUCUCGUGCUCUCUCCAGAGACUUACCAUGGUGAGUUUUGGAAUCUCGUGCUCUCUCCUGAGACUUUCCAUGAGACUUACCAUGGUGAGUUCUCUAAUCUCGUGCUCUCUACAGAGACUUACCAUGGUGAUUUCUGGAAUCUCGUGCUCUCCCCAGAGACUUACCGGGGUGAGUUCUCUAAUCUCGUGCUCUUUCCAGAGACUUACCAUUGUAAGUUCAAGAGUCUCGUACUCUCUCCUGAGACUCACCAUGGACAGUCUCAGGAGAGAGCACGAGAUUCCAGAACUCACCAUGGUAAGUCUCUAAAGAGAGCACGAGAUUAG